AUGGGCAUUUUACGUCAAAUAUGUUAUUGGUCAAUAGAACUACAAAUCAAUAAUUUUAGUGGUGUAGUAAAUUCAGCUAAUCAAUUAAUAGGACAUUUGUUUGAUUAUAAGAAGCCAUACGAAUUUGAAUAUGGCACAGGAUUUAAUUCUGUAGAAAACUGUCUAAAGAUUAUUGAGCAAAGUAACAAUUGUAUACAAGAGAUCGC
Funneliformis geosporum is the source of this 206-nucleotide messenger RNA. The record is from the annotation of a GenBank genome assembly. Lineage: Eukaryota; Fungi; Glomeromycota; Glomeromycetes; Glomerales; Glomeraceae.